Molecule: messenger RNA, 1191 nt
Organism: Thecamonas trahens ATCC 50062
Lineage: Eukaryota; Apusomonadida; Apusomonadidae
Exons: 3
Coding region: 1-1191 (396 amino acids)
Source: RefSeq, a predicted model, not a curated record
AUGCACCGCACGUUUGCAUCUGCUACCCUCAUUGCCCUCCUCGUCUGCGUCGCGGCCUCGUCUGCUCAGUUCAACGAGGAUGUGAGUGCAACCGGUGCGGCCAAGGUGGCCGUCGCCGACAUUUCUGGCGAUGCAGUUGUUGUCAUCGGCGACGCGGAAACGAUCAUCACGGUCGUGUGCGCCAGCCAGUGCGCGACGCGGACGGUGGCGACCCAUACCAACUCUACGAUCGGGUUCUUCGGCCCACGCGACAUCAACAUCGCCUCGACGAUAUCGUACAUGCCGAACGGUGAGCGCGGCCCGAUCGAGUGCACCUCGCUCUCGCUCGUCCAGCCGACCCGCCCGCCAGCGCCUGGAUCGAUGAUACUUCCGCGGCAAGUUGCCACUGCAAGCGUGGUCCUCCCAUCUGGUCGUGUCGGCAUCGCCAUUGCGCUCUCGUCGUGCACUUUGCCGUCGAGUUCGCCGACUCAGCUCGUCUACUACACCUGCAACACCAUCACCUGCUCGUCGACGAGUGAUCUCGUGCUCGGCCAGCAGUACCAGCCGCAAGCGCCGGGCUACUCGUGCGCGCCCGGAGCGUCGCUUAUCUCGAUGAGCAUUGGCCUUAUUGCUGAUCUCCCGGCCUUGUUCAUGGCCCAUGCUGACGGCUCGACGACCUUUGUCCGCUGCAAGACCGAGACGUGCAAGGCGUCGUUCCAGAGCGUCAUGCACGCCAUGGUCGCGCCGUCGCUCCCGUCCAGCUACGCCAAUGACCUCUCCGACGACCAGAAGGCCACUCUUCAGUGGGGCCUCGCCACGAACUCGCCGCUCUUUGGCGCAGCUUCCAUCCCCGUCGUUUGGUCGCUGCCGGUCAGCAACGUGGCCCCGCUCAUCACCACCGAGUGCAAGGACGUCCUUUGCCGUGCGCUCCAGGCUCCGUCCGCGCUCACCGACAUUACUUCGGGAACCAAGUCUCUUCUCUCGACCUCGGUCUCGGGCGCCACAUCCGCGGAGUUCGGCACCCAGACCGGAUUUGAGCUUGUGUAUGCCGUAUCGGACGUCAGCGCCGGCGAGAUCACCGUCCAUCGCCGCAAGACGACGACAUCUGGCUCGACAUCGCAGCAAUGCUCGUCGGCGCGUGCCUCCGGUCCGGGCCUGGCAGCGGCGACGGUGGCGGUGGCAGCGGCACUUGUUGUGGCCGUCAUUCUCUGA